This is a messenger RNA of Acanthamoeba castellanii str. Neff, 1800 nucleotides long. RefSeq lists its product as uncharacterized. The transcript has 3 exons. The coding region runs from base 1 to 1800 and encodes 599 amino acids. Gene Ontology annotation, molecular function: actin filament binding. Gene Ontology annotation, biological process: parallel actin filament bundle assembly; actin crosslink formation. Gene Ontology annotation, cellular component: cortical cytoskeleton. NCBI's taxonomy places the organism in Eukaryota, Discosea, Longamoebia, Acanthamoebidae. The record is from RefSeq and is a predicted model, not a curated record.
AUGGCCACCGUGCUUGCUGGAUCGAACGACAAGGAGAAGCUGGAUGACCUCAUCACCCGCACCCACAAGGACCAGGCCGUCUGGUUCCUCAACGCCUACUGGGAGGAGUUUGGCGAGAAGGAGGCGGAGAAGGUGUGGUCGUUCGUGCACAAGGCCAUCGAGCUCGACGAGGCCAAGCGCGCCGAGGGCUCCGACCUCGACGAGUUCCAGGCCCACCGCUUCCUCGAACACUUCAAGGAGACCCUCACCGUCCAGGCGAUGAGGGACAGGCUGAGGUCGACGGGCGCCAUCGUGGGCACCGUCAAGCGUGUGCCACUCACGCACAUCCUCACCUUCAAGUACAACGCCGACUGGCACACGCUCGUCAACGCGCCGCAGGGCUCCAAGGAGGAGAUCGAGAAGGCCGAGAAGGUGUUCAACGAGGUGCAGCGUGCCUUCGAGGAGUCGGCGGCGCGCGACGCGGAAGCUGCGGCGGCCCUGUCGGAGGCCACUUCGCGCGAGGCCGAGGCCAAGUCGCGCGAAGCGGCUGCGCUGGCGGCGGAGAACGAGGCCAAGGCCCGCGAGGCCGACGCGCUCGCCGCCGAAGCCGACGCCAAGGCCAAGGAGGCCGACGCCCUGUCGGCCGAGGCUGAGGCCAAGGCCCGCGAGGAGGCCGCCCUGGCCGCCGAGGCUGAGGCCAAGGCCCGCGAAGCCGACGCCCUGGCAGCCGAAGCCGAGGCCAAGGCCCGCGAGGCCGACGCCAAAGCCCGUGAAGCCGACGCGCUGGCCCGCGAGGCCGAGGCCAAGUCCCGCGAAGCCGCCGCCCUCCAGGCCGAGGCCGAGGCCAAGCAGCGCGACUCCGAGGCCCAGUCGGCCGCCGAGCAGGCGCGCCAGUCGGAGGAGCAGGCCAAGGCCGAGGAGGCCGAGGCCCGCGCCCGCGAGGACGAGCUGCAGGCGGCCAAGGCCGAGCUCGAGGCCGCCCUGGCCGAGCUCAAGGCCCAGGAGGACGCCUUCAACGGCCGCACCGAGGAACUCAAGCGCCUGUCCGAGGAGGGCAGCCUCGUGUCGCGCAACCGGGCCAAGAACGAGCUCGCCCAGCACCUGUCGUCGGACCCGCUGCCGCUGCGUCGGGCCAAGAUCACGCAGGAGGCCGCCGUGAAGAAGGCCGACCGCGCCGCUCAGGUGGCCAAGGCCGCCGCCGACAAGGCCAGCACGGCGCGCACCGUGGCCGAGGAGGCCCGCCAGGCCGCCGACGCGUCUGCCGACCAGGCCUCGCAGGCCCGCGCAGCCGCCGAGGAGGCCUCGCGCCAGUCGUCUCAGGCCCGCGCCGCCGCCGAACAGGCCGCCGAGGAGGCCACGCAGGCCAGGCACCAGGCCGAGCAGGCUCGCGCCCAGGCCGAAGAGUCGGCCCGCCAGGCUUCGGCCGCCCGCGCCGCUGCCGAGCAGGCCGCUGCUGAGGCCACCCAGGCCCGCGCUGCGGCUGAGCAGGCCGCUGUCCAGGCCACCGAGGCCCGCGCCCAGGCCGAGGAGUCGGCCCGCCAGGCGUCCGAGGCCCGAGCGGCUGCCGAGGAGGCGGCGCGCCAGGCCACCGAGGCCCGCGCCGAGGCCGAGCAGGCCCGAGCGAGGUCUGAGGAGGCCAAGGCGGCGGCCGAGGCCGCUGUAGAGGAGGCGCGUGCGCGCCUGGCCGAGGCUGAGGUCUACCUGGAGGAGGCCAAGCAGAGGCUGCCCAAGGGCGCCACGUGGUGGCUGGAGCGCGAGCUGCACGAGCGUCGGGCUUACCUGCCCGCCAGCAAGGGCGGCUACAAGAAGGGCACCCACUAG